Messenger RNA from Penicillium paradoxum, 321 nucleotides. RefSeq lists its product as uncharacterized. The transcript is spliced from 2 exons. Gene Ontology annotation, cellular component: mitochondrial inner membrane; mitochondrion. Gene Ontology annotation, biological process: mitochondrial respiratory chain complex IV assembly. NCBI's taxonomy places the organism in Eukaryota, Fungi, Ascomycota, Eurotiomycetes, Eurotiales, Aspergillaceae. The coding region runs from base 1 to 321 and encodes 106 amino acids. The record is from RefSeq and is a predicted model, not a curated record.
AUGUCGCAAAUAUUCCGCAAGUUGCAGGGCGGCAACCUCGAAGUCUUCAAGUUCGGGAUGUACGUCCUGUUCCCCAUCGGCUGGAUGUACUACUUCGGUACAAACCUCGACGACCGUUUCUCUACAAAGGGCUUCUGGCCUACCGCUGAGCAGUCGCAUAAGAUCCCGCUGGACAAGGAGGAGAUUGACCAGGAAUUGGCGCGGAUGCGCAUGGUGGAUGUCGUAAAACGGGAACAGAGAUUGGCGGCGGAGGCACGGGCACAAGCGCAGGCUGAUGCGCUGGCACAAUCACAGAUCCAGGCGACGCAGACUCAGCAAUGA